Molecule: messenger RNA, 648 nt
Organism: Heterocephalus glaber (naked mole-rat)
Lineage: Eukaryota; Metazoa; Chordata; Mammalia; Rodentia; Bathyergidae
Gene: Cimip1
Product: ciliary microtubule inner protein 1
Source: RefSeq, a predicted model, not a curated record
CGCUGAGCCCAGACAGCGUGCUGGUUGUAAGGAGACCCCAGGCCCAUGGCAGGGAAAAUGAUGAGCAUCGAGGCGGCCCAGCGCAUGAACCUUGUGGCCCAGGACGAGAUCUGGAGAUACCUCCUCAAGGCUGAAUCUGAAGCACGGAAAAACUGGGCCCAGAACUGGGGAUUUUUGACAACCUCCCUCGAGGAGUUGAUCCAGGGUGAAGAACCCCAUACCCCAAAGCCAAAAGUUGAGCUUCCCGAACACUUCCGCAUCCGGCCAGUGACCCCCAUAGAGAAAUACAUCAAGGUCCUCCCAUCCCCCCCAGUCCCACAGACGACCCAGGGCCUCAUCGGCUGGCGGUCCUCAGUGCCAGGGCUCAGCAAAUGCCUGGAACACGACAACAUGAUCCGCAGCUGCAAAGGGGCCUACGCCCGGGGGCUGGGCUGGCCAGAGCAGGGCAUCCAUUGAGCUCCGCCCUGGCAGGGAGCAGGACACCAGGUGCUCUGCUCUCCAGGGUGAGGCUUCUCACCCCACACAUCUGAAGUCACAGUCCCCGCACCUUCGCCCACAGGAUGCAGCAGAGAACACAGCCUGGCUCCAUCCUUCCGGAUGUUCAUGUAAAACUGGUUCUUGACUGAUGUAAUGAACAAGGCAAAAUAG